GCCCCCGGUCGCAGCGCCCGGGGCGGCUCCUCUGCGAGCCUGGGACGCCGCGCUCCCGCCGCCACCAACACCGCCACCAGCAGCACGGCCACCGCCACGCGCGCUGGCGUGACUCCCGGCCCGCGCCUUCCCACGCCUGCUGCCGGCUCGGCUUCCUGCCCGCCCAGACGCCGGUUCUCCCAGGGUCCGGGCCUCGGCUCCGCGGAGGGAGCGGAAAUGAGUGCGGCGUCGGCGUCGGCGCCCGAGCGGGGUUGGAAGAGCGAGAAAGUGGACGAGGCUCAGGCCCUGGCGCGGAGUUGCGCUGCUCGCAGACCCGACUUCCAGCCGUGCGACGGGCUUUCCAUCUGUGCCACGCACAGCCACGGCAAAUGCUUCAAGCUGCACUGGUGCUGUCACCUAGGAUGGUGUCACUGCAAAUACGUGUAUCAGCCCAUGACCCCCGUGGAGCAGCUUCCGAGCACUGAGAUUCCUGCGAAGCCUCGGGAACCCACAAACACCAUUCAGAUCUCAGUGUCACUCACUGAACACUUUUUGAAAUUUGCAUCUGUCUUCCAGCCGCCCCUCCCCCCUGAUUCACCAAGGUACUGUAUGAUCUCAGACCUCUUUAUCGACAAUUAUCAGGUUAAAUGCAUUAAUGGGAAGAUGUGUUAUGUGCAGAAGCAGCCAGCGCCGCAUUCCCACAAAAUGAGCCCCGAGGAGGUCUCUGCACAUGAUGCCUUAAUUUCAAGAGAGAGCAAUACACCAAAAAUAGAUCACUGCUCUUCUCCCUCAAGUUCUGAGGACUCCGGGAUCAAUGCAAUUGGGGCUCACUAUGUGGAAUCGUGUGAUGAGGACACGGAAGAAGGAGCAGAACUGAGUUCCGAGGAAGAUUACAGUCCUGAGAGCAGCUGGGAGCCGGAUGAGUGCACCCUUCUCUCCCCUUCACAGUCUGAUCUGGAAGUGAUUGAGACAAUAGAAACCACCGUGUGAGAGUCCAGGCAGGAAGCCACAGCCUCUGAUCCAUGCUGAGCCUUUGUACUUUUGUCUGAUGGAUCCUUUUUCCAAUGCAGUUGGUAUUUUCUACCCCUCUCUAACAACCAUAGCAGUUCAGUGGUCUGCUGAUUAGCAUCACUCUUAAAUUAGUCUUAUAACUAAGACAUUCUUUUUCUUAUAAAUGGUUUUCUUUUGUAUCUUGACUUAUUUUCUAUGUAGCAUCUGGUGUCAUGAAUUGUGACCCAGCCUUAAGUUCACUGGGAACUUUGAAAGCAAUGAAGUGAUGACUACAGAGUAUCGUGGAUCAGGUUGAGGAGCUACCCAGAGUGAAGGGGGCAGUGAAGGAGCUGGUUCUUCACACACACACACACACACACACGCACUCACACACGCACACACAUACACAUCCCUCUUGGCAUUCCUUCUGAUGUGCCGACAGGCACCCCUACUCUGCUAGCUCAAAUGGGAAUCAGCUCAUGAGGGGGGAACAGAGGGUGUACUGGUAGAUGCCAUUCUGUCCCUUUUCCCUUCUCCUCACCACCUGCUGGGCCUAGGCCAGUGUUGCCUUGGCUUACUUCUGGAGGUACCUGGAGACCCUUGCUCAACCCCUAGUUAUGGCCGGAGCUGAUACCUUCAGUUUCACGUUCAGUCGGGCUUUAGCUGAGUGCCUACGCUCUGCAGGGUGCAUCGGGGGGAUGCAGACUGAAGAAGACCUGACUACUGAUGGGAAGGGCCCCGCAGUCCAAUAGAGGACUGUGCCAAUGCAUGCAGAAUGUUCUGGGGACCCAGGGGAAGGAGAGAGCUUACAGCUGGGGAACAUGUUGCAGCAUUCAAGCUGGCCUCUUGGGUGGAUUCCUCAGUGUUUCCCUGUUUUUCUUAAUUGUUCUUCAAAUCCGGGGAAAACUUUUAGGAAGUUAUAUAGGUAUUAUAUUUAGGAGGCAGCCACAUCUGACGUCUUAAGAAAAAAAAACAGUAAUAGUUUUAGUUAGCAUGGAAAUGCUAAAGAGCAGUCCUUUAGGGAUUAGGAAUGAAUCUAAUAGGUUUGAUUAAUUCUGCUUCAUUUGGUUGUAUGAAGCAUUAGAAUGAUUUAGGUGAGAAAUGGAUUAGAAUUCAGUAUGAUGCAUGGAUUUUUUAUGCAAAUGCAAAAGCAGUUGAAAUAGUUUGCUGCUAAGUCAGGAGAAAAUAUUUUGUGUGAUAUUCAUUCACUUUACUAUGGUAAUAGUCAUAGUCUGUUGUACAUGUUCUCUUUUCUCACACACACAAAAUAGUGAAUAAUUCUUAUUUAGCUCUCUUCAGAAUUCUAAUUUCCAUUUAUACAAGGUGUUUUUGUGUGAGUUGCUUAUCUGCCAUUUCUCCAGAUCUGCUUUCUGUAAGGCAUAGUUAAGAAUCCAGGAAGUUUAAAAUAUGGCCCUAAUGAAACCAGAACUAUCAGAGGUGGAGAGAGAGAAAUAUGUCUCGUAUCCUAACCAUGAGUGUGCUCUUGUGGCAUUAUCUCGUGCUCCGUCCACAUUUUGGCACGUCUCUUCUAUGUCCCAUGAGUUUGUAUUUUAAGAAACAAGAAGAGGCCCGUUGUGUUCUUCCCUGAAGCAUCCAUUUGGCAUCCUUCACAAAUCCCUCGAGGCAGAGUCUGUUUUCUUAGUAGUAUGUAUAGUUCACGUGAUUGGCUAGAACAUUUCGUCAGGCUUAGGUGCCCAGAACAUCCCUAGGGAUUAGAAAGCUGAGUACGCAUAUUCCUUUGAAAACAGUGUUAGUUAAAACUUCCUAUGCUGGGUGAGAAUGCAGCAUACAGUUCGCACUUACUGAAAUGUAUAGACUCAACAAGUCACACCAGGCAGGGGGUGAGAGGAGCUGCAGGAACAGCAGGGUACAGGAAAGGACAGGUGGAGGGGUGGGGGGGCGCAGAGAGCGGCUUCCCGGCCCAGGUGGCUUAGGGACAGACCUCGGAUGAGCCUGCCCAUGGUUCUCAGUGCCUCCUGUGAUGGGGUCACCAGCUGGAGGAGGGCAUAAAGGCCCAGUCCUGGGACCCAAGUGGUGCAGCCAGCCACUGUGUGCACCUGCCCUUGGGUGAGCUCACUGAAGCCCCUGGGUGGGCACAUGGAGGGUCUUCUUUCUCUACACCCCUCCUAUCAGUUCUCAACUCUGGGCCCACAUUCCCAUUCAUUAAACUGAUUGGAGUCAACCACCAGGUCUCCAAAGCCAUGGAAAUACGUGGUCACAGGGCCACGUUUCUGAAGCUGGUUGUGUCAGGGUUGGGGCCUUUAUUGGUAGUAUCUACGACUUUUGCCUAGGUUCCUGUUUUUUAAACUCCUGAACUGCCAUUCAGAUUACCCAUGAUUUUAACGGAAUUUUUGGAUUUAAUAAUGGUUGAUAAUCACUUUAAAUAUUUGCACAAUCUCUUUAUAAUUAAAAACUCACUAAGCUUCACUUGCUACUGUUUUAUAGAAUUGGAGAUAUUCCAUUGGAUUCUAAAUAUCAGAUGCUCCUGGAUCUCAAAAUAGCCUUUUCUACACAAGCACAAGCAAGAAUUUCUUUGUCCUAGCACUGUUAAUAAUUCUCUGAAAUCAUAUAUAAUUGAACCAGAAUUGUUUCUUUAUGCUUGCAUUCCAAAAACAACUGAUAAGGAUAUAAAAAUGUGUAUUUACAACUUAAAUUCUAGGCCUACCUGUUAUAUAUUAUAUAAAAGAAUUUCUCUGUAAACCUGAUAUUAUAUUGCUCAUUUGUAUAAGUAUAUUUAUAGGCACUUUAGAAAAUGUUUAGACUGUAAUGUGUAUUAUAGACCUCAAACACAGUCAUGUUAAGUAGUCUUUUGGUUAAUACUUAUCCAUUGACAGGUAUGAAAACUUUAUAGCGUGAACCUGGUAGUUUGCUCACUUGGAGCAAAGGGUUGGGCUGUGUGGAUGGAGAAACUGCUUUUGGGGUCCUUGAUGGAAACCUGGCUCCAUUCCCACUUCUGGCAAGUUGGUGUAAAAGCUAGUAGGCGGACAAUGCCAACUCAGUGCUGUAUGGAAUGUAGCUUUCUUACCAAACCAGCAUUGAUUUUAGGAUUUUCAUGGUUUGAAUAUGUUCAUAACUUUUCUGAGAAAUGACAAGCCAAUUAAAAUGCUUUUGUGGUCAUAAUUCUUUGGCACAUUAACAAAUAAGGCUUUACUGUCAAAUCUAGGUAUUUUUUUUUUACCUUGUAAUUUUUAAGAUUUGAAGUAAGAAUUUGAGAAAACUCUGGAGAAAAACCAGUUGCUUUCCUGGAAAAGGAAAAUGUGUACUUCAAGGUAAUACAAUGUAAAACCAAACCAAAUGAAAGCACCCAAACCAAAACAAAGCUGCGAAGUGGUUGUCCUGAGGUACCAUUCGGAUUUGAUCCAGGAUUGGAUCCUGUUUUAGGACUGGUUGUUUUAUUUUUUAACCUUAACCUCCACUUCCUGGCCUCUUUGAAACCGUUCUUUUGGGACUAAUCAUAACAAACGCCUUUUAUACAAAUUUGUCUAUCUGGGCAACAGGACACCACCUAUUUUAGAAAGCUGUCAAAAUACCCAGACGUGUUCGGUGGUUUAAAUACUUUUGGGCAAGGGGAAACAAGCACAAGUUAAACUAAUAUUUAUACAUCAGCUCUUGAUUUUUCCAUCUUGUUUGCCAAGUUGUAUUGACAUGUUUUGGCUUUUCACGUGAGGGGAAACAUUUUACAGUUUUCUCUCCUACUCCCCUCCCCACGGGAGGUGGGAGCCAGAAUUGAGGAGGCCAGUUGCAUUCUAGGCUUUUCGGUGAACAGUGUGGGAUUGUGUCUCUUCCCGUUGAGGAGGAGAGGGGAAGGAAAUGGGAGUUGGACUAACCGUCUCAGUGCUGUGAAUUCUAGGGUUGUAUGUAUUUCUCACCUCCAAACAUAAGUAUAAGGGCACUUCUCAAAAUUAAUUUUGAAAUUCUUUACCUUUUAAAAAUGUUAUGUCUCUGCUCCCUUUCAUUAUUCUGGGGAAUGGAGAGUUGACUGUAUUGCGUGCGGAAGGGCCGUGUUUCUCUGAGUGCUUAGAGUUCUGUUGGGACUGAAGUGGUGCUCUUUUACUAGUGUGAACAAGUCUGAAAGCACAUGGUCACCAGGGGCUUGAAUAUUGAGCUUCUGCAUCAUUGUGUCCAUAUACACUUUCUAAGGCUGUUCAUACCUUGCAGUAGUCACUUACUGUGCUACUUUUUGCACCUGUUCUAUGUUAAAGUUUUAAGCACAAUGUUGACCCCUCUGUAAUUUCCUAAAAUUAUAUUGUUUUCCUACAGACAGCUCAACUUUCCUUUAUGUAUAAUACUUUAGGAAAAUACUUACUUGUAAAAUAAAUGUAAUUUUUUUCUUUUGUAACAGCUCAAAUCUGAUAUUUUGGAGUUUGGAAUAUUCUCUCCCCUCCCUUUCUUCUUUGGAGAGGUUCUGUCUGGUUUAAAUAACACAUCGUGAACAAAACAAAAACAGAAACCCGCAUUUGUGAAAUGUGUAACAUGUAUAUUGAGUGCUUACUUUGUGCCAGGAAAUAACGCAGUUCACAUCAUCAUCACACUUGACUGUACAAAAACUACGAAGCGCAGCGGAGCAUUACUACUCAAAAUGGUAAUAUACUCACAGUCAACUACUCACAACUCCCAGAACACUUUGCAACAAGGACUUUUUCGUUGGCUACAUCAGAUUUAUACUAAUAUACUUACCCCGCCCCCCAGUCUUUAUUUCACACCAAGCCACAGCUUUGUAUUUGGUUUACACAUGCCCUGUGAGACACUUCUAAGCAUAGGUCCCGGGGGUGCAGUCGCUUGUCACCAAGGCCCAGGGUCCAGACCUCGGUGUGGCAAACCCAGAGGCUCAAUUCGCUAAUUCACACCUAGAAAAGAGCAGCUUCUGGGGUCGGGUUUCAUCGAAUAACCUCACUAGGGACUGCUAAAUAAAUUUGCUGAUGAGUAACAAUGAUAAUGCCAUUGUUACGGUUAUUAGGAAUUGCAGCCCAGCCUUGCUGUUCAGGGCAGUCCUCUAAGGGAGAUUUCAGCGCUGCAUUUCACGGAUCCGGAAAAGUGCUCGAGGAGUAAAUACUUUUGCCCCAAGUGACACCACUUGUAGGUAGCCGGAGUCAGAGGGAACCCAGCUCCUUUGGCUCCCGAGCUCCCGUUCUCGGCCCUUUGCCUGAGUUGCUCCCUCUGGUGGCUCCUCUUCCCAAGCUCAGGGUAGUUGGAGGCUGAGCCCGGACGCUGCUGGGGAGCCUGGGAGCAGGGCGGAGGGGGUGACGUUCCAUCUCUAACCCAGCGCACCCCUGCCCACAGGCUGGUGCACCCCGCCUCACCCGGUGGGGCUGCUCUGCAGGCGGUGUCCCAGCAACACCAACAGACUCCCUUCCUCCCCGCCUUCUGUGCUCCACACAGACCACCCCCAGCACACACACACCAUCUUGCAGACAUUUCAGUGCUUUGAUGAGGCUGUGGCUUCUUCCAUGUUUAAUCACAUCUUGACUAGCAUUCUAGGCUAGCCGUUUCUGCCUUCACAAAAGACGACUUGUCUUAAAAGGACUUUUGCCGACAGCUAAUCUCAUCUACUGCAUGUGCAUUUUACUCACUUAACUCUACAUAAUUGUACUGCCAAGUUCUAGAAGGCAUCUCAUUGUAGCCUCCUACAAAUGCUGACUACAUACACUUGUAUUCUGCAAUAAACUUUAA
Molecule: messenger RNA, 6639 nt
Organism: Zalophus californianus (California sea lion)
Lineage: Eukaryota; Metazoa; Chordata; Mammalia; Carnivora; Otariidae
Gene: C1H3orf70
Product: chromosome 1 C3orf70 homolog
Exons: 2
Coding region: 217-969 (250 amino acids)
Source: RefSeq, a predicted model, not a curated record